GUUUUGUUGAUGCUUAAAUUCUUAAUUGCUACAGCCAACUAACCUAACUUGAUCCAACCUGCAAGGUACUGAAGGAAGCGAAGGUUCAAUUACAUCAUACUGCACUGCUGCGAGGUACAGUAACUAACGACUUGCACCUGCACUUAUGUAAUACACGAUAACUCUCUUCGCCGCGUUAGUCAAAAGUCUCUACCACAUACAAUACUCCUAUUACACCAAUCAAAAGCAACUCUAUCAAAAGCAACUCUUUCAAAAGCGACUCUUUCAAAACCACAACAAACAUAGUACCGCCAUGGGGGACUCGGCGGCGCACCGCAAGAUCGAGCUCCAAGCUCACGAGGACCUGGCGUAUCUACUAGCCAACGUGCGACGCGCUGCCGCCGCGCGGAUCGACGAGGCGUUCCCGCCCGUCGACGGAGCAGACGCGGGAGUUCGCGGCGGAGAGGGCGACGAGCUACGGACGAGGAUUGAGGAACUGGUCAAUCAGUACAUCACCAAUACCUUCACCCUCGCAGUCCCCAACCUCUCCAUCAAUGGGCUGCCCGUAGACGCCGCCCACUUCCUCUCCAAUGGCGGCCACCCUACCUCGCACCCCCUGAAACCAGAAGAAGUCUACGAGCCCUUCGACGCGCGCAAGCGCGCCCGCGUCGAGGACCUCACCCGCGAAGAGGAGGACCUGCUCCGGGACAUCGCGGCCCUCAAGAAGAGCGUCCCGCAGUCCGCCGCCGCAGCCUGGGCCGAAGCCGCGCGCCGCUCCGUCGCCGACGACGAGGCCGCACUAGCCGCUGCUAACGAACGCGCCAAAGCCUCAGCCUUGGCUUCCUCGUCGUCUGCCGAUGGUCAGGGCCAGUGUGAGGGCGAAGGGGUGGGCGGCGACAACCACAAAAAGGACCUCCUCCUCCUUGGCCAUCUGGGCGAGGGUCUCGAGCGCCAGGACGAGGUCGAGGGCAGCUACGACGACGCGGUGAGGGUCCUCGCUCGCCUGAAGCGCGAGAUGCCGUCGAUUGUGGCGAAGAUGGAGAGGGCGAGGAACGCGGGGGAGUAUGUGGUUACGGAACGGUGAAAAAGGGCGGCCGCGAUGGCAGCAGCUAUAGCAACGCUAUAAUAGGAGGGGGGGGGUUUCGAAAAAGAAAUCAAUCAACCGCAAAAUGCUGGGGAUAGUAAAAAGGGGGUGAUGUGCUGUUUUGCUGUAUACAUAGUAUCGAGGUCGUGCACGAGGUCAUGGGAGAAGAAUAUUGCCAUAUACCUACCUACCUACAUAGGUGCUAAAUGACCGGCGAUACGAUGGAUGGAUGGAUGCUACGAGGUUGAAAAGGAACGGGUGGUUUUUGUUGCGUCGGGGAGGCGGUUAUGCAAGUCACCGACCCCCAUUAGCAGGCCAGAGCUGUCGUAUACCUACUACCUAAGGCUGUCUUGUCUGAACAAGUAGAGAAAAUAGCAAGUCUAUAACUAUUGCC
Hypoxylon fragiforme is the source of this 1457-nucleotide messenger RNA. RefSeq lists its product as uncharacterized. Lineage: Eukaryota; Fungi; Ascomycota; Sordariomycetes; Xylariales; Hypoxylaceae. Gene Ontology annotation, biological process: mitotic sister chromatid segregation. Bases 293 to 1063 code for a protein of 256 amino acids. Gene Ontology annotation, cellular component: kinetochore; MIS12/MIND type complex. The transcript is spliced from 2 exons. The record is from RefSeq and is a predicted model, not a curated record.